AUAAUAAUCUACGUCUGAUAAGUGAUAGACGAGAGCCCAAGAUCCGAGACGGCCAGCCUUGUUUGAUGUUUCUGUACCAUUACCAUCCAUUGUAUCGUACCUGAAAUCUCAUACGUAUUAAUCUGCCUACUAUUUCUACUAAGCAAUUGGAAAUAUAUCUAUUUAUUGCGUGUACAUUUCCAAAAUGACGUCGGGACCUUAUAAUUACUCAUAUAUUUUCAAAUAUAUAAUCAUUGGUGAUAUGGGAGUGGGCAAGUCAUGCCUUCUUCAUCAGUUCACAGAGAAAAAAUUUAUGGCUGACUGCCCUCACACCAUUGGAGUAGAAUUUGGAACUCGGAUAAUUGAAGUUGCUGGUCAAAAAAUAAAACUUCAAAUUUGGGACACAGCAGGACAAGAACGAUUCAGGGCUGUGACACGUUCAUAUUAUAGAGGUGCUGCUGGUGCCCUUAUGGUCUAUGAUAUUACAAGGAGGUCAACAUACAACCAUCUAAGUAGUUGGCUCACAGAUACUAGAAAUCUGACAAAUCCCAGCACUGUAAUAUUUCUUAUUGGAAAUAAAUCAGACUUAGAUGGUCAACGAGAUGUUACAUAUGAAGAAGCAAAACAGUUUGCUGAUGAGAAUGGACUAAUGUUUGUUGAAGCUAGUGCUAAAACGGGUCAAAACGUGGAGGAAGCAUUCCUAGAGACUGCUAAGAAAAUUUAUCAAAGUAUUCAAGAUGGACGACUGGACCUCAACGCGGCGGAGUCGGGCGUGCAGCACAAGCCCGCGGCGCCGGGCCGCCCGCUGGCCGCGCCGCCCGCCGCGCGCGACCCCUGCGCGUGCUAGCCGUGCACCCCCUACACCCACACGCCGACGCUCCACAAUUCUCCACGCUUCACUGUUCUGCAUUCACUUUUUUACCUAGCUUGUCCAUGGUUUUUAUCAGUUGCUUAUUUGACCAUUAAAGUCUACUUUGAGUGAUAAUGUGUAGGAAUCCGAGCCAUUGCACAGAUUACAGUGAAUGCUGGUGUGGUAUCUACACAUUCAUGAAACAGUGCAAUCGAUUAAUAAGUAUAUUACAGCAAAAGCAAAACUGAUUAUAAUGCAGGGAUAUUUUCACUUUUUAUGGUUUUUCAUUAAUUUUUAGUAGCAUUUGAUCAGAGUAAGGCGCAAGGCACACCAACAGAGCUGAGGCGCAGCGCCUUUUUUGGUUACAACUGGUAAAUUAAGCUGCUAAUUCGCACUGGGCCAGCGUGGCCGAACUAUUUAUUCCUAUUUGUCCCCCUGAGGGGACAAAUCAGGGGGACAGAUAGGAAUAAUUCAUACUAUGGCCUAAACCUUUCUUAUUCUAGAGGAGACCCGUACUCGGCGAUGGCCUGCGAUGGGUUGAUCAUGAUGAUAUCGCGGACGAAGUCGCGGGCAACUACUAGUUACUUUUCAUAUUUUUGUUGUUUAUUCUACUAUUAUUCCAGGAAACCAGAGGCAAUCAAGAAAAUGAUAUAUUAAAAAUAAUAGAGAGAGUAAGAGCCUGCGCGUUCCAGACCUUCGUUAUUUUAUAAAAGCUGAAACUUUCUUUGCAUAUUGUCCUCAGCACAGAGGAAUGAUCAGCGAUUAUGAAAUUUAAAUCAUGGUGGCUUAAAGUUUAAAAAUUUAAGGGUGUCUGACAGGGUGUUGCCAUGAUACUAAGAUUCUGGCACUGCUUGCAAUGUGAUUUCUAAUACUAUUCCGACAAAAAUGUAAAAAAUAGACUUUUUUUUAAAAUUUGACAUAAGAUUUUUUUACAUCUUUAUCACCCGUAUUUCCCAAAGCCACCAUGAUCCAAACUUCAUAGUUCCUCUGUGGUAGUCGACUAUAUACCUUACAGCUUCUAUACAAUAACGAAGGUCUGGCACGCGCUUGCUCCUUAGUCCAUAAUAUGAGCAUUAAUAAAUCACUUUUAGCUAUCCUAUCACCUAUGUAUAGGUAAAUUAGGUAAGAAAAUAUAUUAUUAUACUGAUCUCGU
This is a messenger RNA of Maniola jurtina (meadow brown), 1982 nucleotides long. RefSeq names its product ras-related protein Rab-14 (gene Rab14). The coding region runs from base 185 to 826 and encodes 213 amino acids. The transcript has 5 exons. The record is from RefSeq and is a predicted model, not a curated record. Gene Ontology annotation, biological process: endocytic recycling; defense response to bacterium; Golgi to endosome transport. Gene Ontology annotation, molecular function: GTP binding; GTPase activity. NCBI's taxonomy places the organism in Eukaryota, Metazoa, Arthropoda, Insecta, Lepidoptera, Nymphalidae. Gene Ontology annotation, cellular component: trans-Golgi network; phagocytic vesicle; recycling endosome.